CAUGUGGCGGCCAGACAGAGCAGGAAGCAAGCAAACGCCAGUAAACACAUCGAAGAAGAGAAAGAAGAUCAAAAUAUUCCAUACCACACAGGAACAAGGUUGAAGAAGACAUAUGAUUACCCGAUUCUCCAUCACCAUGACCGUGUUAAGAAACUCCUCUAUCUCCUCCCCAUCACUUGACUCUCUCAUUCCUCGCCAACCCAACAGUGUCAAUCCCACCAGGAAUCUCAUCUCCCUCACCAAAUCACCUCUUCCCCUGAAUCUCAAAUACUCAAUCUCCACGAACAAUCAAAAUCUCCGCACCGUUUGUAGCUCCAAAUCAGACAAUGGAUCCCAUGACCCUUCUUCUUCUCAGGGAGGUGAAUCAUUCUUCAGGGGAGUGUUGGCAAACAUGGAGGGUGUGUACUUGAGCAGGAACCCUACAGCAAAGUCAGUGUUGGAGCUUGUUGGGUCUGAUGAACAGAUUAGCUAUGAUCAUUUUGCAUUUAGGACCUUUGGGGUGAAUGGUUACGGGAUUGAUUCCAUGGCUAGAUUUUUCUUGGAUUUCGGGUACACUCCCCGGGAGGAGUUACGAUUCCCGGCUAAGAAAUUGAGGGCAUUCUGGUUUGCUCCUCCUAGUUAUACCAUUUCUGAUGGUGGUGCUGGUGUUAAUGGGCCUUUGCCGAGAAUAUUUAUAUCUGAGCUUCUUGUAGAUCAGAUGAGUCCACAAACUCAGGAGAUAAUCCGUAAGUACACUGAUGACUCUGGUUCUGGAAAUAAGUAUGCUGCUCUAGCAAGUGCGCUGGGAACUUUGACGUGGGAAAAGCCGUUGUACUCAGAAUUUCAGCAAUUGGCUAGGGAGAGUGAAUAUGCUGCCUGGACCCUUGUCAAUGGGUAUGCAGUCAACCAUGUCACAAUCUCUGCUCACCAGCUGAAAUCUAAAUUGAGAGAUAUUAAAAGCCUCAAUCAAUUCAUUGAGGAGAAUGGGUUCAGGUUGAAUUCUGAAGGCGGAAUUCUGAAAGUGAGCCCCGAUGGUCUUCUGCUGCAAAGUUCAACUGUCGCAGAUCCAGUUAAUUUCCAAUUUAGGGAUGGUCAAAUUGAGUCGGUCCCCUGCUCCUACAUUGAGUUUGCUCAACGCCUGGUGCUGCCCCAAUACAGCAAUCUACCAAGCAACGAGGUUAAGGAGCAUCACAGGCGAGAUGGCUUUGAGGUUGGUAACGCGGACAAGAUCUUUGAGAGCACAUCAAAGGAGCAGCUGACCAGGAGGGCUGCAUGACAGACUUGGUAAACAACUGCAUACUACCAAGGCUAGAUCGGUUUCACUCUUCAUGAAGCACCAAAAAUAAUAACCUCUUCUGGGAUUAAUCUUUGGUACAAGAAGCAAGGCUGACAUACUAAUUAGCUACUUAUGCUCCAACAUUAGAGAGGUUGAAGCAUGUAAAUGUAUUUUCUAGAUAUAUUUAAUAAAUGAACGCAGGUCCUAUGAUUUGCUCCAUUGCAAAAUAA
This is a messenger RNA of Rosa rugosa (rugosa rose), 1485 nucleotides long. Its product is annotated as 2-oxoadipate dioxygenase/decarboxylase, chloroplastic-like. The transcript has 7 exons. Gene Ontology annotation, molecular function: oxidoreductase activity. Bases 113 to 1255 code for a protein of 380 amino acids. The record is from RefSeq and is a predicted model, not a curated record. NCBI's taxonomy places the organism in Eukaryota, Viridiplantae, Streptophyta, Magnoliopsida, Rosales, Rosaceae.